Lachancea thermotolerans CBS 6340 is the source of this 825-nucleotide messenger RNA. RefSeq names its product Spc34p (gene SPC34). Bases 1 to 825 code for a protein of 274 amino acids. The record is from RefSeq and is a predicted model, not a curated record. Gene Ontology annotation, cellular component: DASH complex; spindle microtubule. NCBI's taxonomy places the organism in Eukaryota, Fungi, Ascomycota, Saccharomycetes, Saccharomycetales, Saccharomycetaceae. Gene Ontology annotation, biological process: attachment of spindle microtubules to kinetochore. The transcript has a single exon.
AUGUCCGGGGAUUUGGAUGAUUGCCUUGAUUUGAUAGCUCAAUCGUCAGAGUCUAUUUCAACUUUAUACUUUAAGCCGCCAGGCAUUUUCCACAAUGCCAUAGUUCCGGACCCGAACGCUUCUUACGCCGACAUCAUAACCAAAAUCAUAAGAGAUGGCGACCCUCGAGAGGAGAUAUCGUUAUAUAAGUUGGACAAAGAGGGGCUGCCGAAGCGUAAAGAUGACAAAAUGGGGGUAUUUGACUUUUUAACCGAAUAUGAAGCCAAUCUAAAGCGCAAUCGGCGCAUCGGGAGCGUGGAGGAGACACCUAUAAUACACGUACCCAAGGAGUUCUAUCUCAAACAGCAUGAACAAGAGGCUAAACGAAUCCGUAAGCAGGAAGCUUUUAUCUUGGACAGCGUCAAGACAGACGGGGUUCUAGAGGUACUGCUCAAAAGGUUUGAAUCUGACCAACAAGUGCGUGACUUGAUCUACGCGCUACAAAACGGAACCGUAAUUACGGGAGAGGAUGAAGGAGGUGCCAGUAACCGCAGGCAAACCUUAUUUGUCGAAGACUUCCCUGUUGAGCUAAUUUUUAAGGUUCUCAACGAGAUCGUCACUAACUGGCCGGUCUCCGAGUACCAAAAGAACUAUUCAGAGCUAUUACAACGAUUUAACGGAAUUGACAACGAGAUAAGACAGCUGAGGUCCCAAAUUAAGGACCAAGAGGCAAGGCUUAGCGGUAGGCAAAAAAACUCGGGCGUUGCUAGGUUAAUUGAAAAGGAGACUCAAGAAGUUCAAGAGCUUCAACGAAAACUCGGAGCACUUAGAGAACAGCAGUCGUAG